This is a messenger RNA of Penicillium robsamsonii, 375 nucleotides long. RefSeq names its product S-adenosyl-L-methionine-dependent methyltransferase. The record is from RefSeq and is a predicted model, not a curated record. Gene Ontology annotation, molecular function: O-methyltransferase activity. The coding region runs from base 1 to 375 and encodes 124 amino acids. NCBI's taxonomy places the organism in Eukaryota, Fungi, Ascomycota, Eurotiomycetes, Eurotiales, Aspergillaceae. The transcript has a single exon.
AUGUAUUUCGACGAAGCUAUGCGUCAAGCUCGCAGGGAAACACAGAAAGACCAGAGACUCUGGGGCUUGGAACUCGACCCGCUGAUCGUCUCAAUUGCUAUGAAUUUGAUUGAGUUGACAGGUGCGAGUGGCAUUGUCAAAUUGGUGGUAGGCUCUGCAUUGGAUUCGCUGACAAGACUUACGAAGAAGGAGUUAGUCGCCAUCGAUCUCCUUUGCUUGGAUCAUGUCGAAGAUCUCUAUGUGGCUGAUCUGAAGAUCUGCGAGGAACUGGGUCUUCUCAAGCCAGAAUCUUUGGUGUCGGCUAAUAAUGUCCUUCGACCUGGAGCCCCGGAAUACUGUGGUUAUGCUCACCAUCAUGCGAAUUUUCAAAGUUAG